This is a messenger RNA of Papaver somniferum (opium poppy), 888 nucleotides long. RefSeq lists its product as uncharacterized. The record is from RefSeq and is a predicted model, not a curated record. The coding region runs from base 1 to 888 and encodes 295 amino acids. The transcript has a single exon. Gene Ontology annotation, molecular function: RNA-DNA hybrid ribonuclease activity; nucleic acid binding. Lineage: Eukaryota; Viridiplantae; Streptophyta; Magnoliopsida; Ranunculales; Papaveraceae.
AUGGAGUAUGAAUACUUCGCAAAGAAUCAAACUGUUUAUUUGGAAUGCCUGCAAGAUGCAUUACCUACUAAACAAAAGUUAAAAUCAGUGGACAACAAAUGCAUUUUCUGUAAGACUGCGGUGGAAUCUACUUUUCAUUUGUUCUUUGACUGUGACUAUGCUAAAGCUGUGUGGAAUCUACAGCCAAUGACAGUUCAGGGAGUACCUCACAACUCAGCUUCUCUUAAAACUUCUUUCUUGCAUAAAUAUAAGGAAUGGUUAGCAGGAGAUUUGAAUUCCAUCUCGAUGGAACUAGCUGCAACAAAGUGCUGGUUUAUUUGGGAAGAAAGGUGUCUUAGGGUAUUUGAAGAUAAAUCUAGAAUACCAAUUCAGUUAGCACUAGAGAUAUCAAGACACUAUGAGUACUGGCAUCCAAUGACUUUGAAUAGUUUGAAUCAAACACAAGACAGAACUAUCAAACCAAUACCACAUUGGACCUUCCCAAUGACAAAUACUUUCACACUAAAUUGUGAUGCUUCUUGGUUGUCUGAAAAUAUUAAUGCAGGCUUUGGUUUUGUUCUUCGUAAUUGGACAGGAACCUUCAAAGGAGCAGAAUCAGGGAUCUUCAGGUCCUCCACUGCGGAAGAAGCAGAAGCUCUAGUUCUCCUCCAGGCAGCUAAAUGGGUCAAACUACAUAACAUACAACAUCUGGUCAUAGAAGGAGAUAGCAGGGCAACAAUUCGGUAUUUACAGGGAAAGGAAUCAACUAUCCAAUGGCGAAGCAUUGCAAUCCUGGAUGAAGUAAAGAAGCUAGUAGAAAAAAUUGUAUCUUUUUUUGGGUUUCCAGUACGUAGACAGACGAGCAAACAAAGUGGCAGACCAAUUGGAAAAGAAAGAAAGAAAAAAUAA